Lichtheimia ornata is the source of this 2292-nucleotide messenger RNA. Its product is annotated as protein transporter SEC23. NCBI's taxonomy places the organism in Eukaryota, Fungi, Mucoromycota, Mucoromycetes, Mucorales, Lichtheimiaceae. Gene Ontology annotation, cellular component: endoplasmic reticulum exit site; COPII vesicle coat. The record is from RefSeq and is a predicted model, not a curated record. The coding region runs from base 1 to 2292 and encodes 763 amino acids. The transcript has 10 exons. Gene Ontology annotation, biological process: endoplasmic reticulum to Golgi vesicle-mediated transport; COPII-coated vesicle budding; COPII-coated vesicle cargo loading. Gene Ontology annotation, molecular function: zinc ion binding; GTPase activator activity.
AUGAAUUUUGAAGAGAUCGAAGAGCAAGAUGGCAUCCGAUUUUCUUGGAAUGCUUGGCCGUCAUCCCGCGUCGAAGCUACCAAGGCUGUUGUCCCCAUUGCUUGCUUGUAUACGCCCUUGAAAGAACGCGAUGAUUUCGUGGAAGCGCCAAUCUGGUAUGAACCCGUCAUGUGCAAGGCUCCUUGUAGAGCUAUCCUUAAUCCUUAUUGUCAAAUCGAUGUACGUGGCAAGCUGUGGAUUUGCCCCUUCUGUUUGCAACGCAACGCCUUCCCUCCUCACUACAAGGACAUCUCCAACACCAAUCUGCCUGCCGAGUUGUUGCCAAAGUACACCACCAUCGAGUACAACUUGAACCGUGUUGCGCAAAUCCCUCCCAUCUUUUUAUACGUCGUCGAUACUUGCCUUGAAGAUGAGGAUUUGAAGGCUCUUAAGGAUGCAUUGAUUGUCAGCCUCAGCUUGCUUCCUCCUUACGCUUGGGUGGGUCUCAUCACUUAUGGCACCAUGACACAAGUCCAUGAGCUUGGUUUUCCUGAUUGCCCAAAGUCAUUUGUGUUCCGAGGCACCAAGGAGUAUACUGGAAAGCAAGUACAGGAUAUGCUAGGUUUGGCAGGAUCAGCUGUGAGACCCGGUCAACCUGCUGCCGCUCCAGGUCAACCCCCUCAAAUGAGCAUGCCCGCUAAUAGAUUCUUGCUUCCUGUCAAGGACUGUGAGUUUGUGUUGACUUCCAUCUUGGAGAAUUUGCAGCGUGACCCUUGGCCAGUGGCAAAUGACAAGCGUGCUGAGCGUUGUACAGGUGUUGCUAUGAGUGUGGCUGUUGGAUUGCUUGAGACCACAUUCCCCAAUACGGGUGCUCGUGUCAUGAUGUUUAGCGGUGGUCCAGCAACUGUUGGCCCUGGUAUGGUGGUGAGCACUGAGCUUCGUGAACCAAUCCGAUCCCACCACGAUAUCGAAAAGGAAACAGCAAAGUAUUACAAGAAGGCUGUCAAGUACUAUGAUGGACUUGCCAAACGUGCAUCUACCAAUGGCCAUACGAUCGAUAUAUUUGCUGGAUGCCUUGAUCAAAUUGGUUUACUUGAAAUGAAGUCCAUGGUCAACUCUACAGGAGGCGUCAUGAUCUUGGCUGAUUCAUUCAACACGGCUAUCUUCAAGCAAAGUUUCCAAAGAGUGUUCCAAAAGGAUAGUCAAGGACAUUUGCAAAUGGGUUUCAAUGCAACUCUUGAUGUUCAGACUACGCGCGAGCUUAAGGUCUGUGGUCUUAUUGGUCAUGCCAUUUCCGCAAACAAAAAGAGUUCGUAUGUUGGCGAAACUGAAAUCGGCAUUGGCAACACUUCAGCUUGGAAAAUGUGCUCAAUAACGCCCAAGACAACCAAUGGCAUUUACUUUGAGGUGGUGAAUCAGCCUGGUGCCCAAUUCCAACCCGGUUCUCGAGGCUUGAUUCAAUUUGUUACUCAUUAUCAGCACUCAAGUGGCCAAUUCCGCCUUCGAGUGACCACUGUGGCUCGCAACUUUGCCGAAGGCCAAAGCCCAGAGAUUGCCAACUCAUUUGAUCAAGAAACAGCUGCUGUGCUCAUGUCUCGUAUUGCUGUCUUUAAGGGUGAAAUUGAUGAUGGACCCGAUGUAUUGCGUUGGCUUGAUCGCAUGUUGAUUCGACUAUGCCAACGAUUCGCCGAUUAUCGCAAGGAUGAUCCACACAGCUUCAGACUUUCCGAAAACUUUUCCAUUUAUCCCCAAUUCAUGUUCCAUUUGCGACGUAGUCAGUUCUUGCAAGUAUUUAACAACUCACCGGAUGAGACAGCUUUCUAUCGCCAUGUCUUGGAUCGCGAAAAUGUGGACAACUCGCUUAUCAUGAUUCAGCCCACGUUGACAUCUUACGGCUUUGAUAGCCCUCCUCAACCUGUACUUUUGGAUUCGAUUUCUAUCAAGCCCGAUGUCAUUCUUUUGCUCGACACAUUUUUCCAUUUGCUCAUUUUCCAUGGUGAAACGAUUGCUCAAUGGCGAGAGGCAGGAUACCAAGAUCAAGAAGGCUAUGAAAACUUUAAACAACUUCUCGAAGCCCCCAUUUUGGAUGCUCAAGACUUGCUCAUGGAUCGUUUCCCUGUGCCUCGAUACAUUGUGUGCGACCAAGGUGGUUCACAAGCUCGUUUCUUGCUUUCCAAACUCAAUCCUUCCACCACCCACGCUUCGAACAGCCCCUACGGUGCUCCACAAGGUGCAGCAAUCUUUACUGAUGAUGUCAGUCUACAAGUCUUUAUGGAGCAUUUGAAAAAGUUAUCUGUAGCAGGAAGUUCAUGA